AUGGCUCGCGGUCAGCAGAAGGCAGAAUCCCAGAGGAAGAAUGCAUUGAAGAAGGCCAAGGAUGCUCAUAAAGGUAGCCAAUUGGCUGGUCAGAAGGCAGCUCUUAAGAUGACUUGUCCUCAAUGCAUGUUGCAAAUGACGAACUACAAAGUCCUAACGCAGCACUUCGAGUCGAAGCACCCUAAGGAGACCUGCCCUCCGGAGAGUUCCUUUGCCGCCUAA
Messenger RNA from Perkinsus marinus ATCC 50983, 222 nucleotides. RefSeq names its product zinc finger protein, putative. NCBI's taxonomy places the organism in Eukaryota, Perkinsozoa, Perkinsida, Perkinsidae. The coding region runs from base 1 to 222 and encodes 73 amino acids. The record is from RefSeq and is a predicted model, not a curated record. The transcript is spliced from 3 exons.